Molecule: messenger RNA, 474 nt
Organism: Tachyglossus aculeatus (Australian echidna)
Lineage: Eukaryota; Metazoa; Chordata; Mammalia; Monotremata; Tachyglossidae
Product: histone H3
Exons: 1
Coding region: 64-474 (136 amino acids)
Cellular component (GO): nucleosome
Molecular function (GO): DNA binding; structural constituent of chromatin; protein heterodimerization activity
Source: RefSeq, a predicted model, not a curated record
CCUAUAUAAACCGGUACAGCCUUUCUUUUUUCAGUUUCUAUUGUAGGGUGGGUUAAUAGCAGAAUGGCUCGUACCAAGCAAACCGCUCGCAAGUCCACCGGCGGCAAGGCGCCCCGCAAGCAGCUGGCCACCAAGGCCGCCCGCAAGAGCGCCCCGGCCACCGGCGGCGUGAAGAAGCCUCACCGCUACCGGCCCGGCACCGUGGCGCUGCGGGAGAUCCGCCGCUACCAGAAGUCCACCGAGCUGCUGAUCCGCAAACUGCCCUUCCAGCGGCUGGUGCGGGAGAUCGCCCAGGACUUCAAGACGGACCUGCGCUUCCAGAGCUCUGCUGUCAUGGCCCUCCAAGAGGCGAGCGAGGCCUACCUUGUGGGGCUGUUCGAGGACACCAACCUGUGUGCCAUCCACGCCAAGAGGGUCACCAUCAUGCCCAAAGACAUCCAGCUGGCCCGCCGCAUCCGUGGCGAGAGGGCUUGA